GGAGGCAGGUGAGAUAGCCUAGUUUCCACAGGAAAAUGUACAUAUAUAACAUAGUGUAAGAAAUGAACAAGCGACCACAGCUGACCAGCAUAUAGUGUCAGAAGGAACAGGGACUACAGCAGAAGGAGAGAGGUCCUACCCGAGUGAGCAGGCACUACCCUUAAGCAUGAGUAUGACUUGCCAUAAGCGGAGCUGACGAGGCAUCUUGUGACUUUUUUUGCCCAAGAGAAGAGGAAGGGAGUAGUGAAUGACAGGCACAAAGCCAGUGAAGCCUGUGCUUUUUUCCCACUCUCCACAGCUUUGACAGUUAUGAACAAGAACGACUUGAGAAGACAACUGUAAAUAAAGCCAGGAGAACAGGGCACACAGCCUGAAGGAAAGUAAUUACCACAGCUCAGUUUCACUCUUGAGUUACUCAAAAUACAGUCAGCUGGGUUUGUGGACUUUGUUCCUUAUAUGGCUAACACACACACACAUGCACACACACAAACACACGCACACACAGAACAAGCACUGGUUUUUGAAGUUUUUUUUUUUUUGACUGCUGUGGAAGAAAGCCGGUAUGGAUGUCGGUUUCUCAUCUUUGCGCUCUGAGGCAGUCGGAGCCAUGAGGACGGUGCUGGUGUCAGCGGAGAACUUACAGCUCACUCUGAAGACUGAGCCCAGUCAGGAAGAACAGGCCCUGACACACACCAAGAGUAGCCCCAAGGAGACACACAAAGCCGGGAAUGAAGACCUUAAAGAGAUGUUGGAGAGCAACAAGGAUUCACUCAAACUGGAAGCCAUGAAAAGGGUUGUUGGGCUGAUUGCCAAAGGGAAAAAUGCAUCUGAGCUGUUUCCUGCAGUCGUGAAGAACGUUGCGAGUAAGAACAUUGAGCUUAAGAAGCUUGUAUAUGUGUACCUGGUGAGGUAUGCAGAAGAGCAGCAGGACCUGGCUUUGCUAUCCAUCAGCACCUUCCAGCGGGCCCUCAAGGACCCAAACCAGUUUAUCCGGGGCAGCGCGCUGAGGGUUUUGUCUAGUAUCCGUGUCCCCAUAAUUGUCCCCAUCAUGAUGCUGGCGAUCAAGGAGGCAGCAGCUGAUCUGUCUCCAUAUGUCAGGAAGACAUCAGCCCAUGCUAUCCAGAAGCUCUACAGCAUGGAUCCAGACCAGAAAGAGCAGCUGAUCGAAGUGAUAGAGAAACUAUUGAAAGACAAAAGCACACUGGUGGCCGGCAGUGUGGUGCUGGCUUUUGAGGAAGUGUGUCCAGAUCGCAUUGACCUGAUCCAUAAGAACUACAGAAAGCUGUGUAACCUGUUGGUGGAUGUGGAGGAGUGGGGCCAGGUGGUCAUCAUCUCCAUGCUGACGCGCUAUGCCAGGACGCAGUUCACCAGUCCCUGGAAAGAGGGUGCCACGUUCGAUGAGAACAAUGAGAAGGCGUUCUAUGAAUCUGACUCUGAGGAGAAAAAAGACCAGAUGGAGGCCCAACCUUACAUCAUGGAUCCAGAUCACAGGCUGCUGCUCAGGAACACCAAACCUCUACUGCAGAGCAGGAACACUGCUGUGGUGAUGUCUGUCGCUCAGCUCUAUUGGCAUUUGGCCCCUAAGCAUGAAGUCAACAUUGUCACCAAAUCACUGGUUCGACUACUAAGAAGCCACAGAGAGGUGCAGUACAUUGUGCUUCAGAAUAUUGCCACAAUGUCCAUUCAGAGGAAGGGGAUGUUUGAGCCCUUCAUGAAGAGUUUCUACGUGAGAUCUACAGAUGCCACACACAUUAAAACACUGAAGUUGGAGAUCCUAACCAACUUGGCCAAUGAAGCCAACAUCUCCACUAUUCUGAGGGAAUUUCAGACCUAUGUGAAGAGCCAGGACAAGGCGUUUGCAGCCGCCACCAUUCAGGCCAUCGGCAGGUGUGCCACCAACAUCUCUGAGGUGACAGACACUUGUCUCAGCGGCCUGGUGCUGCUGCUUUCCAACAGAGACGAGACUGUAGUGGCCGAGAGUGUGGUGGUGAUUAAGAAGUUGCUUCAGACUCAGCCCACUCAGCAUAGUGAGAUCAUCAAACACAUGGCCAAACUCUUCGACAACAUCACUGUCUCCAUGGCCCGAGCUAGCAUCCUGUGGCUGAUGGGAGAGUACUGUGAGAGGGUGCCAAAAAUUGCCCCUGAUGUACUCCGUAAGAUGGCAAAGACUUUCACAGCAGAGGAGGACAUUGUCAAGCUGCAGACAGUCAACCUAGCAGCCAAACUCUACCUGACCAACUCAAAGCAGACUAAGCUGCUGACCCAGUACAUCCUGAACCUCGGCAAAUACGACCAGAGCUAUGAUAUCAGAGACCGAACACGCUUCAUAAGACAGCUGAUAGUGCCCAACGAGAAGAGCGGCGCCCUCAACAAGUACGCUCGGCGCAUCCUACUGGCCCCCAAACCAGCCCCAGUGCUUGAGUCCGCCUUCAAAGAUCGCGACCGUUAUCAACUGGGCACUCUCUCCCACAGCCUCAAUACUAAAGCUACUGGAUACCUGGAGCUCUCCGACUGGCCAGCUGUUGCUCCUGACCAGUCUGUGAGGAAUGUGGAGGUCAUUGAGCCAGUGCAAGAGUGGGCACCGUUAGUUGGGAAGACUAAGAAACCCAAAUCUGACAAGUUCUACUCGGACGAUGAAGAGGAGAAAGAAGAAGAAAGAUCUGAGAGCAGUGGCAGCAAAGACAGCAGCAGCAGCAGCGGCAGCAGCAGUGAAGAAUCAGGCAGUGGGAGUGAGGAGGAAAGCAGUGAAGAGUCAGAACAUACCUCCAGUGAUUCUGGAAAAAGUUCCAGUGGAUCCGAAAAGAGCUCCAGUGAAUCUGACUCAGAACAAAAAAAGAAGAAAAAGAUGAUGAAGGCACCGCAGAAGAAAAGCAAACCAACUGCUGCUUUCAGUGACUCGGAUGAAAACGGAAAUGGACCUGUAGCCCAAGCUAGCAGCUCGUCAGCCAAAAGCUCAUCCGACUCAGAGACGGACUCCGAGGACGAUUCCGACUCAGACUCCCCCGCAACACAACAGAAGAAGAAGAGAGAUGUGAAGUUGAAUCCCAAGGUGGAAGUGAAGUCCAAGGUGGAAGUAUCCUUACUGGAUCUAGAUGACUUUUCUCCUGCACCCACAAAUGCACCAAAGUCUUUGGUCGUCUCUUCAAGUUUGCUAUCCGACCUCGAGGGCCUUUCUCUCUCCAACAUCUCCUCCACAAUGCAGGUCACCACUCCAUCUUUCGGCCCUGUGAAAACCUACGAGCUGCUUCACCAUAUGACAGGAAAAGGUCUGUCAGCCAAGUACCAUUUCUCCAGGCAGCCCUGUUUGUACCAGCCCAAUAUGGUGGCCGUACAGGUCAUACUGACCAACAGCUCAGACCACAGUCUGGAGGAGAUCCAUAUAGGAGACCGAAGUCCAGCGAGCCUGAACAUCCACUGCUUUAACACCAUCGAGCGGCUGGAGCCAGAGGCCUCGGUGACGGUUUCCAUGGGUAUUGACUUCAGCGACUCGACACAAGCAGCCAACUUCCAGUUGUGCACCAAGGAGGACCAGUUCAGUGUGUCCAUCCAGCCUGCUGUGGGAGAGCUAUUAAUGCCCAGUACCAUGACAGAACAGGACUUCAUCAAGGAGCAAGGUAAGCUCCUGGGCAUGAAUGAGACCUCUGCAACCAUCACCAUGGCAACAGCAAACACCUCCAGCCAGGCCAUCAGCAAGCAUGUCCUGUGCGCGGCCAAUGUAGGAGUGGUCUCAUCCAGCGAAAACAGCUUCCACAGGUUUGCCGGGCAGACAGUCAGCAGCGGGGCCCUGGUCUUGGUGUCACUGGAGCUGAAGGAGUCCUCCACUGCCCUGCUUACUAUUAACACAGAGAAGAGCGUCAUGGCGUCCAUGUUGCUCCGAGACCUCAAACAAUCCCUUGCCCAGGCGUAGAGUCGCCCCCACCCCCCUCUUCCUCCCUACUCCCUUUACUAAAGGUAAAGAGGAACAGCACUUCAUUAAAGAGUUCAUGUAUUUUAUUUCUGUGGUUUGGGACAAUUUGAGCAAUACUUGCAAACACAUGGCACUUAGAUCCUGAAUACAGAAGCCGAACAAAUGAGCUUGAACUUGUGUUACUCACAGAGAAAGAACUGGAAACAAUGGAAGAAGGAAGGAAGAGCUUCUCCCUGUUUUACGGUCUGUUUUUUGUGGAAAGGAUUGUCCUGAAUCGCAAGAAUAACUUUGUGAAGGUCUUGAAUGAAGUGAUGAUCCUCUUUUUAAAACACACAGAAGGCAUCAUAGACGUGAUCGUGAGCUUUAGCCUUACCUUGUCUAUUAUGAGUCACUCCUCAACAUGACACUACUCCAUCCAGUCAUGUCAAACCAACUGGUCAACUGACCUCGGUGGUGACUGUUUAAAUUGCAUGCAAUUUAUGGAUUUGAUAAAGUAUUAUGUACAAGCAGCUGAACAUUCAUUUUGGGGGAACGAGUAUAAUACUGCCUCACUCACAGUGCGACAGGCCAAUUUGUCUGUUUAAUGUUUACACUGAUUGAGAUACUCCACUAAAGCAUUCAUCUCCGAGCCAAGCAACCCUGCGUUUGCAUUGAUUGAAAUUUGUUCUUUAGUGCCAAGAAAAAGAGAAAAGGAGGAUUCCUCCAGGCUGUUUGGACCCAUCUAAACACUCUCAUUAUAAUAUAAACCGUUGCUAGCUGCUGGAACUACAAACUAGCCUCUGUCCCUGAUGUAGUGUUACAUUCCAGUCUUUACACUGCCCCCAAAUCACAUUUGUGCCUUCUACGUGAAAGUGUAAUUUAGAUAUGUUAGACUUCAAUCAACAAGGUCUUUUUAUUUGUAUGGCUUUUGCUGAACAAUAAAAGGUGAAUUUAUUAAAACAA
Messenger RNA from Etheostoma spectabile (orangethroat darter), 4849 nucleotides. It is a transcript of the gene ap3b1a, whose product is annotated as adaptor related protein complex 3 subunit beta 1a. Gene Ontology annotation, biological process: vesicle-mediated transport; intracellular protein transport. The transcript has 27 exons. Bases 563 to 3907 code for a protein of 1114 amino acids. Gene Ontology annotation, cellular component: clathrin adaptor complex; membrane coat; AP-3 adaptor complex. NCBI's taxonomy places the organism in Eukaryota, Metazoa, Chordata, Actinopteri, Perciformes, Percidae. The record is from RefSeq and is a predicted model, not a curated record.